Messenger RNA from Pocillopora meandrina, 3526 nucleotides. The record is from the annotation of a GenBank genome assembly. Lineage: Eukaryota; Metazoa; Cnidaria; Anthozoa; Scleractinia; Pocilloporidae.
AUGAGAAAACAUCCAGCGGAUCAUCGCAAAAGAGAGAAAAGAAAUAUUGCUCCAAAUCCAACGGCAGGAACUGUAAAUUUACAACAAAUCCACCAAGAAAUAAACAACAAGUUCAUUGAAGUUUGUAACUCCUCAGACAGAAUAUGCCAGGCAGGACCCCCGGGACCCGCAGGAGCCCUUGGGUAUCCCGGAUAUAAGGGAGAAAAAGGGGCCUCUGAAAAGGUAGGACCACCAGGCCCAUCGGGGCCUAUUGGGGCUCCAGGCGUGGGUGGCAAAGGAGGACCUGUGGGACCUCAAGGAGUAAAGGGCGACAAAGGCGACAAAGGAUCUGUUGGAGCUCCUGGAAUUAAAGGAGAUACUGGAGCUAAGGGUCGUCACGGACAAAAGGGAUCUAUUGGCUUAAAAGGGAACAAAGGCAUCAGAGGAUUGGUUGGUAUUCAGGGACCAAAGGGAGAAUGUGUUGUUCCACCGAAGAUCAUUGUGUCUUUAUCAACGAGACAGCAAUAUUCUUCUGUUGGGUUCAAGGCCAGACGUCGUCCAAAAUAACAUGGAGUAAGCUCGGAGGCACUCUAUCUGAUGCUACCGCGAAAGACGGUGCGCUUCGAAUCAACAGCGUUCAAAGGUCACAUGUGGGGUCGUAUAUGUGUACAGCUCAUACCGGUCUAGGAGUUUCCAGAAUCGCAGGCAGUUUACUCGUUAAAGGUAGAAUCUUUAACUUUAAAUACUUUCCAGCCUUGUAUUAAAAAAUUUAGGUAGCCAGCGUCUGUAACUCUCAAGUCAUGUGUCAUAGCCUGAGUCACCUCUCCUGACGCGCAAGACAAAGAAUAAAACUGAAGGGAAUGUAAAAAUUUCUCAAUCGAAUACUACUACCCAAUCUGAUCCUUGCGACAAAAACAUUAUUCCUAAAUUAUAUUUUUAUUUCAUUUUUCAUGUGAUUUUAUCAUCUAUUAGAGGAAAGUGAAAUUAAAGUGAACUUCUAAUACAACCGAGUGUAAUCCUUUUUGCGAGACGCUUACUUUUUCCUAUUGCUUUUCCUUCAAAUUGAUAAUCUGCGCGCGACAAAAUUUUCAAUUUUCAAAAACCUACGCAAACUGCAUAUAUCUGAGAUUAUUCGUGGUCUUCUAUUUUGUUUGUUAACUUGAUGAUCUUCUUUUUGUUUAGAGAUACCACAGUUUACUAACAAACCUCCACCGAAGGUCGUUGUAGAACAAGGAACAACUGUAACCCUCUGCUGCGUGGCCACAGGCUUCCCUCGUCCUAAAGUUGAAUGGACUAGGCAUCAAAGGUCCACUUUGUUCUCUCCGUUUUUCCAGGAAGACGGAUGUCUCGCAGUAAAUACCGCAAAAACACAUGAUGAAGAAGACUACAUCUGUCGAGCCACAAACAGCUUUGGGUUAUCGGAAACAAUAACCACGGUGACUGCUACGAAAUUAACUGGUAUUAUAACAAUUAUUACUUUGAGUACUUUCAACUGUACAUCCAAAACACAUUUCUUCCCCAUGUUGUUUAUGACAAACUGGACAGGAAAAUGUUUGACAAAAGUCUUAGAAUGGUAAGCACAUUCUUUUACUUUUAAUCAAAAACUCAAGCUGUGUACAAAUGUGUUUAUUCAGUUUGACUUGAAAGUUCUUGAAAUUUUGUGUUCCGUCUCUAGAUAGUUCUUGUGACUUUAUUCAGCAUGGACCUUCUCGCAAAACUGAUGGGAUGUACUACCUACGAGCUAAAAACACUCAACCAGCCUUUCCUGUAAGUCUGAUCCGUAUUAAAUAUAGUACGUAUUCCUCUCUCAAAAUAAAGGCAAUGCAGCCGACCAGUCAGCAAACUUGAUUAGAAAAGUUAAAUCUUCAACUGAAAUAACGGUUCAAGGCUGUAUUCAUGCAGUAACUGGAAACUUCCAAGUAAGAACUAUGAUGCAAAGAAAGUGGAGACCGUUUUCUAAGAAUGCUUUACGUAUUUCGUUGACAUGGCUAAAAAAGGUUUCUCUCGCAUGGUCAGAUUCUCAUUCAACCUGGUUUCUCUUUGGCACUUUGAAGGACCUCGUAGGCGUCUUGAUGUUGGCUAAUGUUGCAUUAUCUUACACCUGGCCUUUACAUAUCAAGCCCUUUUAAACAAAUUAUUUUGCAACAACAACAAAAUCGCUCCACGAACAUAAAAAGGUCAAAAGUUAACCAAUGAAGCACAAUGUGAACUUUUCCUCUUGUUUUCACGGACCCUCUCGCGAAACUACCGCGAUGUACCACGUAUGCGAUAAAAACACUCAACUAGCCUUUCCUGUAAGUCUAAACCGAAGAAAAAUGUAAUAUAUAUUCUUCCCCUAAAUAACGGCAAUGCAGCCAUGCCGGUCGGAAACCUUGAUAAGAAUAGUUAAAUCUCCAACUAAAAUAACGAUACGAGGCUGCAUUCACGCAACAACUGGAAACUUUCAGACGAGAACUAUGAUGCAAAGAGACAGAGAGCAACAGAGACUCUAUGGUGAGUAAGGCCCAUUACGAAGUUCAAAAAACAUGACGCUCAAGACACUGAUGACCCUAGAGGUCUGCAGAACGCAUGUUAUAUAGGAACUCCUUAAUAGGCCUUUCUAAUCAAAGUGUCUCUGGUUGAGCAUUGGAGCGCGGGAUCCGAACGUCUGAGGUUCCAUUCCUCAUGGGGUCUCAGAAAUUUUCUUUUUCCUACGCUUGUGACAAGACGAAAAAAGAUGUUUUCUAUUUCUUCACCGAGCUCAAGACUUACCAUCUUUUUUAAUGUUCUUGUAACAAAAUAUUUAAAUUGUUAAAAUAUAUAUUUUUAAGACAUGAAACAAUGCAUUUUUCCACGGUUCGGUAUCAGUGAAGCACUCAUUUUUUUUCUUUUUUUUUUUUUACUGCAGGUCUACUGCGAAUUGACAACAGACGGUAGAGGCUGGACUCUUACUUCCCGCUUUUCAAAUAAUGACGUCAAGAACUGGAUGGCUGACACUGGCCAUUGGUGGUACGACCGUCAAGUUUCCACUGGAAGGACAGAGAGUCCCUUUAGAAACACUGACAUGAUCUCACCAGCAUUUUGGUUGGUCAGAGGAAGCGAAUUUAAGAUCACGCUUAGUGACGACCCUAGUCACACCCCUCUGUUACAGACCACAGGUAACUGUUUGGGUGGACAAACAUUCCGAUCUAAAAUCACAAGUUAUGGCGACUUUAGAAAUGGCAAGGUCUGGGCCAGUGAUCAGUGUCUGGGAAGUUGUACGGUUCAAUAUGGCGGACAGUACAAGUCAACAGACGGGUUUCAACAGGCUGAUUGCAGUGGAAGCAUCCAAAGUGCUGACAAGAUCGGCUUCUGGUGUGACUGGGAUACUGGGGAUGGAACAGUCAUGAUAAUUAGUGGAGGAGGAAGUAGCUGUGCACGUGCAGAUCACGGCAUUAGAAUCUCAGAAACUAACGCUGCUUCUUUCGUUGAAGAGGAUAGCACACAAACUGAAUACGACUUUGGUUAUGAUGCUCAAACGAAAAGCGCUCCAUCCCUGUCCUACUCGUUGAACUUAUGGGUCCGUUAA